CGGCCGCGUCAUUAGUGAGAGGAAGUGACUGGCUGCAGCUCCUGACCCGGAAGCGGUCUCUAGUCCCGCCCCCUCCGCCUGGCUUCCUCCUGCAACAGGCGUGGGUCACGCUGUCGCUCGCUCUCUUUCUGCCGCCAUCUUGGUUCCGCGUUCCCCGCACAAAAUGCCCGGCGAAGCCACAGAAACCGUCCCUGCUACGGAGCAAGAGUUGCCACAGCCCCAGGCUGAGACAGCUGUGCUUCCUGUGUCUUCAGCCUUGAGUGUCACUGCUGCCUCAGGGCAGCCUGUGCCAACCCUUCCCCCUCCUUGCUCCCUGCCCCCACAACAGUACCCUCUGACAACCCCUAGCCAGCCCACCCCAUUCCUUUCUCCCUCUGCUAUUGCCUCUACCCCCUUUGAAGCUCCUUUGCCACAGGCAUCCUCUGGGACAGCCCUGCCCUUGGGAGCUGCCCCUACGCUCCCUGACACCCCAGCUUUCCUACCAAACCUAAUAGGGCCUCCCAUCUCCCCAGCUGCCUUAGCUCUGGCCUCUCCCAUGAUAACUCCAACUCUGAAAGGUGCCCAUCCCUCUUCAGCUCCCUUGACUCUGGUGGCCUUGCCUCCCCACUCAGUUCAGAAGAGCUCUGCUGGUCCACCUAACCCUAUUAGUUCACCUCCUUCAGCUGCUGUGGCUAAGUCAGGGUCCGUGACACCACUGUCAGCUCCCAUUGCUUCCUCAGAACCAAAGACCUCUCCUAUUCAAGCUCCCUCUCAAGUUGUCCCUAAUCCAAAAGUUACCCCCAUUCCUCUAUGUACGGCCAGUGCUGUUCCUUCCCAGCCUUUAACUCCCGUGGCCUCCUGUGCUCAGACACCACCCACUACUCCCCUAGCCAUCACCUCCCCCCAGGUCAAAGGCAUACCUAUUUCCUCAGCUCUGGCUUCUCCACAAAACCCUGUAAGCCUCAGCCUAAAGGGACCCCUUACUCCACCUGCUGCCUUACCUCUCUCAACCCAGUCUGUUCCUAUGACUCCCAGCGUCCCCCCAGUUUUCCUCACUCCUAUGGGCUCUCAUCUUGUACCUUUACAUCAGAGUUGUCUUGGUUCUCCUGUCCAGUGUGUAGGUCAAACAGGCCCUAAUGUUCUGUCCGAUUCUAUAGUGGAUACCAUUUCUGUACACCACUCUUCCCUAGGGGCCUCUUGCCCUUCUCAGCAAGCUGUAAUUUCUCCCCCUCCUUCCAGAAAUGAGGUGGCUCCUGCUGCUGUGGCUGCCUUUCCAGUGGGGGCUCCGGCUUCCUCUCUGCCUCUGUCGGUUGAUAAGGGACUCUCUACCAUCACUAGUGUAUCCUCCUACAGCUCUUCUGGUUCCUCAGCUGUCUCUUCUCCCUUAUCUCCUACAGCCCCUCUCACCCUCAAAGGCUCUCCUAAUGCCACUCAUCAGCCACCCUUAGAGACCCAGAUGCCUCCUGCUUCUCCAGGAAGUCCAGGCUUGAAAAAAGCUCCUGUUUCUUCUGUUGGAAUUACCUCACUUGUGAUGACUAACCCCUCUACAAUUUCUGCCACACCUACCACCUUUGAGGUAGUAAAUGCUAGCUGUGUGUCUCCUCCAAUUUCAUCAGGUCUCAUAAGUAAUAAGAACUCAGCUUCCCAUACUGCCUUGGUUAUGGCACCUGUGGCUCCCAAAGAACUUCCUUCUCCUUGGGUAACAACUGCUCUGGGGAUACCAGGCUCCCCUCCUCUGCCAGCACCUGAGGAGCUCAAAAGUCUCCCUGCUUCACAAUUGGUCAAGUUCCCAACACAGAAAGAUCACCAAACUGUCCCUGCCUCUCCUGUAGGAACCCCUAUUUCACCAGCUCAGGCAGGACUCCCUACCAAGAAAGACCCUAUUGUACUACCAUUGGCGCUGGCAGCCCCUCAGAAUCCUCCCACUCCCCAAAGUACAUCUUCUCUGGAAAUAUCUCUCUGUGCUGAAGUCACCUUAGCAAGCAAAAGCCGAGUAGAGCCUCUGCCUGUAGGUAAGCCAGCUGCUGCUACUCCCUCUCCUCUGGGUGCUAUUUCCCCAGCCUCUCUAAUCAAGACAGAUCCUUAUGCAAGUCCAGACCCUACCAGUGUGCUUCUCAAAGGUUCUCUUCCUACCCCAAGUGUAGCUACAUUUCCUUUGGAAAGUGCUGCCACUUCUGGGGGGACUCCUACAACUACCAAAGGAGCCUCCACUCCUACGACAACAGCCAGCCCUUUUCUAGAAGGAACUGUCUCUUUAGCACCUAAAAGCCACCCAGCCAAGAAGGGUACUUCUGCUCUUACUGCUUUACCUUUGGUUCCUCCCACCUCUGAAAGUUGUUCUGUGGCUCCAGCCAUGACGUUAUCCCCACAGAAUGUUACUUCUCCGGCUACUGUGGCACUGUCUUCUGAAAUUCCCAAAUCAGAACCCUUUCCCUCUCUUCCCCCAGCUGGUAAUCCUCAAGUUACAAAGAUAGGUCAUAGUGUUUCUCAAAGCUCAGCAUUGGCAUGUGUGGCCUCCUCUCCUGAAGGAUGCCCAACUGAGGAUGUUGGUGCUUCUGUUGCUGCAUCUUCCAAAGGAACUUACCUAGCUGAGUCCCCAUCUUCUUUAGGGACUAGUGUGUCUCCUCAGACUGGAGGACCUCCAACCAAGAAGGGUUCGGCUACUUCUACUACCUUAACUCUUGCCCCCUCUGUUUCUAAAAAUGUAGCCGCUGUCUCUGAUACUCCUGCUGGCAAUCUCUCAUCUCCUAUUUCUCAAAUUGAAGCUUCCUUUCUUCCAGAGGCCAGUUUUUCUUUUCAAGUCCCUGAGGAAUCACUAACCAAGAAGCAUUCCCCCACUCCUCCAUCCCCCAAAGGGGCCCCUACUUCCCCAGCUGCUGUCUCCUCAUCCCCCAAAGGGGGGCCAGCAAAACCAUCCCCUAAAGAGACUCCUCCUCCUCCAGCUAUCACUCCUUCCUCUCCCAAAGGAGCCCCAGCUACCCCACCUCCCAAAGGGGCCUGCACUCCCUCAGCUAUGGCUCCUCCCUCCCCCAAAAGGGGCCCAGCAACCUCAUCUCCUAAAGAGACUCCCAAACCCUCAGUUAUGUCCCUUCCUUCCCCUAAAGGAACCUCAGCAACUUCAUCCCCCAGAGAGUCCCCAGCUGCCCCAUUCACCAAAGGGACCUCAGCAACUCCAUCUCCCACAGGGCCUCUAGCUAUGCCACCCCCCAGAGAGUCUCCAACAGCCCCAGCCUCCAGAGGGGCCCCAGCAAUUUUAUCCCCCAAAGAGCCCUCAGAUACACCAGCCCCCAAAAGGGCUUCAACAACUCCAUCCUCUGAAGAACCCUCAGCUGCCCCAACCCCCAAAGAGGCCCCAACAACUUCAUCCCCCAAAAGAACCCCAACCCCCAAAGGGGCCCCAACAACUCCAUCCCCCAAAGGGCCCCCAGCAACUCCAUCUUCCAAAGAGCCCUCGCCUGCCCCAGCCCCCAAAGAGGCCUCAGCUGCCCCAACACCCAAAGAGGCCCCAACAACUUCACCCCCCGAAAGAACCCCAGCCCCCAAAGGGGCCCCAACAACUCCAUCCCCCAAAGAGCCCUCAGCUGUCCUGGCCCCCAAAGGGGCUCCAGCGGCUCCAUCUCCCACAGAGUCCUCAAGUACCCCAGCAACUCCAUCCCCCAAAGAGCCCUCACCUGCCCCAGCCCCCAAAGAGGCCUCAGCAAUUCCAUCUCCCAAAGAACUCUCGGAUACCCCAGCAACCCCAUCCCCUAAAGAGCCCUCAGCUGCUCCAGCCCCCAAAGGGGCCCCAUCAGCUCCAUCCCCCAAAAGAACCCCAACCCCCAAAGGGGCCCCAGCAACUCCAUCCCCCAAAGAGCCCUCAGCUGCCCCAACCCCCAAAGAGGCCCCAACAACUUCAUCCCCCAAAAGAACCCCAGCCCCCAAAGGGCCCCCAGCAACUCCAUCUUCCAAAGGGGCCCCAUCAGCUCCAUCCCCCAAAGAGCCUUCAGAUACCCCAGCAACUCCAUCUCCCAAAGAAUCCUCAGAUACCCCAGCCCCCAAAGGGGCCCCAGCAACUUCAUCCCCCAAAAGAACCCCAGCCCCCAAAGGAGCCCCAGCAACUCCAUCCCCCAAAGGGCCCCCAGCAACUCCAUCCCCCAAAGGGCCCCCAGCAACUCCAUCUUCCAAAGAGCCCAAAGGGGCCCCAGCAGCUCCAGCCCCCAAAGAGCCCUCAGCUGCCCCAGCCCCCAAAGGGCCCCCAGCAACUCCAUCUUCCAAAGAGCCCAAAGGGGCCCCAGCAGCUCCAGCCCCCAAAGAGCUCUCAGCUGCCCCAGCCCCCAAAGGGCCCCCAGCAGCUCCAUCCCCCAAAGGGCCCCCAGCAACUCCAUCCCCCAAAGGGCCCCCACCAACUCCAUCUUCCAAAGAGCUCAAAGGGGCCCCAGCAGCUCCAGCCCCCAAAGAGCCCUCAGCUGCCCCAGCCCCCAAAGGGCCCCCAGCAGCUCCAUCCCCCAAAGAGCCCUCAGAUACCCCAGCCCCCAAAGGGGCCCCAACAACUUCAUCCCCCAAAAGAACCUCAGCUCCCAAAGGGGCUCCAGUAACUUCAGCCCCCAAAAAAACCCCAGCCCCCAAAGGGGCUCCAGCAGCUCCAUCCCCCAAAGAGCCCUCAGAUACCCCAGCAACUCUAUCCCCCAAAGAGCCCUCAGAUACCCCAGCCCCCAAAGGGGCCCCAACAACUUCAUCCCCCAAAAGAAUCCCAGCCCCUAAAGGAGCCCCAGCAGCUCCAUCUCACAAAGAGCCCUCAGAUACCCCAACCCCCAAAGGGGUCCCAGCAACACCAACUCCCAAAGAGCCCUCAGCUUCUCCAGCCCCCAAAGUGGCCCCAGCAACUCCAUCUCCUAAAAGAACCCCAGCUAAAACUCCAUCCCCCAAAGCGGUCUCAGCUACACCAGUAGAAGUGGCUUCUACUCCUUCAGCUAUGACUCCUCCAGCCCCCAAAGAGCUCUCGGCUACCCCAGCCCCCAAAGGGACCCCAUCAACUUCAUCCCCCAAAGAGCCCUCAGUUGCCCCAGCCCCCAAAGGGACCCCAACAACUUCAUCCCCAAAGAAAACCCCAGCCCCCAAAGGGGCCCCAGCAACUCCAUCUCCUAAAAGAACCCCAGCUAAAACUCCAUCCCCCAAAGAGCCCUCAGCUGCCCCAGCCCCCAUAGGUGGCCCAGCAAUCCCAUCCUCCAAAGAGUCCCCUGCUUUACCAGUUCCAGUCACAUGUCCCUUGGGAUCCACUGCCCCUCAGGCAUCUAAAGGGCUCCCAGUAAAGGAAGGCUCCACAGCUCUCAAAGCACUACUUACUGGCCCAGCUUCAGAAAAUGCACCAGUCAUCAUAGCUCCCACUCAGAAAGGUCCACCAGCCAAGAAGAGUUCACCUCCUGUGUGCUCAGAUCCCUCAGCCAAGAAUGGUACUAAAGGACCCCUUUCUACAGUGGCUCCUCCAACCCCUCUACUGGCAGUCUCCACUCAGAAAGGCACUUCUCCAAAGGGUCCCUUGGCUCCUCAUCCAAAGUCUGAGACAUCUACGCCUCUAGCAACAGCGGCUUGUGAGAAGGUCCUUCCUAAAGCUGGAUCAGCACCUGUCUCUCCAGCACCCACCCCAACAGUCUCUCUGCCUCUUGCUCCCUCCCCAGUUCCCCCUCUGCUUCCUAAACAGCAACCUCUGCCGUCCUCACCUGGGCUGGUGCUGGAAUCAUCCUGUAAGCCCUCAGCCCCCGCUGAUGAGGAUGAGCUGCCGCCUCUGAUUCCCCCGGAACCAAUCUCGGGGGGAGUGCCUUUCCAGCCGGUCCUCGUCAACAUGCCCACCCCCAAACCUGCUGGGAUCCCUGCCCCAACCCCCUCUGCCAAGCAACCUGUUCUGAAGAACAACAAGGGGUCUGGAACAGAGUCUGACAGUGAUGAAUCAGUACCAGAGCUCGAAGAACAAGAUUCCACACAGGCAACCACGCAACAAGCCCAGCUGGCGGCGGCAGCUGAGAUCGAUGAAGAACCAGUCAGUAAAGCAAAACAGAGCCGGAGUGAAAAGAAGGCACGGAAGGCUAUGUCCAAACUGGGUCUUCGACAGGUUACCGGGGUUACCAGGGUCACUAUACGGAAAUCUAAGAAUAUCCUCUUUGUCAUCACGAAACCAGAUGUCUACAAGAGCCCUGCUUCAGAUACCUACAUAGUUUUUGGUGAAGCCAAGAUUGAGGAUUUAUCUCAGCAAGCACAGCUAGCAGCUGCUGAGAAAUUUAAAGUUCAAGGUGAAGCUGUCUCAAACAUUCAAGAAAACACACAGACUCCAACUGUACAAGAGGAGAGUGAAGAGGAAGAGGUUGAUGAAACAGGUGUGGAAGUUAAGGACAUAGAAUUGGUCAUGUCACAAGCAAAUGUGUCAAGAGCCAAGGCAGUCCGAGCCCUGAAGAACAACAGUAAUGAUAUUGUAAAUGCUAUUAUGGAAUUAACAAUGUAACCAUCUAAAAAGGAAGACCCUUUUUUGUGUGUUUCAAAAGAGUUACUGCAGCUUGGUUUGAAAUUUGUACUGUUUCUAUCAUUAAUAAAGUUAUGGCUUCUUGUGGGAUGAA
Molecule: messenger RNA, 6563 nt
Organism: Myotis daubentonii (Daubenton's bat)
Lineage: Eukaryota; Metazoa; Chordata; Mammalia; Chiroptera; Vespertilionidae
Gene: NACA
Product: nascent polypeptide associated complex subunit alpha
Cellular component (GO): nascent polypeptide-associated complex
Source: RefSeq, a predicted model, not a curated record